AAUCCAUAUAUUUUCUUCACUUCCCUGCCGGCUCACGCCCGAACUCGACUCUUCUCUUCCUUCUUCUCCUUGAUCUCUAAUGCCUAAAAAUCCUACCCUUUUCUUAGCUUUUCUCUCUCUUUUUCUCUCUGCCGUCUCCCAGAACGACGAGUUCGUCUACACCGGCUUUGGCGACGGCGGAGCAGCCAGUGGAUCUGGCACUAAUAUAAGGUUAAAUGGGGUGGCGGCGAUCGAAAGCAAUGGGAUCCUACGGCUGACGAACGAGACGAGCCGCCUAAUCGGCCGCGCCUUCUACCCGAGCGCCCUUCAAUUCCGGAAUGCCACUACGGGGGCCGCCUUCUCCUUCUCCGCCACCUUCGUCUUCGCCAUCGUCCCCGAGUACCCCAAGCUCGGUGGCCACGGCCUUGCCUUCGUCAUUUCCCCAAGCCAAGAGCUCAAGGGAGCUCUCCCCAGCCAAUAUUUAGGCCUCAUGAACGCCAGCGACGUCGGCAACUUCUCCAACCACCUCUUCGCCGUGGAGUUCGACACCGUCCAGGACUUCGAGUUCGGCGACAUCGACGACAACCAUAUCGGGAUCGACAUCAACAACAUGGAAUCCAACGCGUCCGUCCCCGCCGCCUACUACGCCGGCGAAGGCGGCCGCACCUCCAUCACUCUCAAGAGCGGCGAAAGGAUUCAGGCCUGGAUCGACUACGAUGGCAUCGCGAAGGUGAUCAAUGUCACCGUUGCCCCCUUCUCUUCGAAGCCCGCAGUCCCCAUUUUGUCGAUCCCAGUGGAUCUGUCUCCGAUUCUCCACGACCGAAUGUUCGUCGGCUUCUCGGCCUCAACGGGACUGCUGGCGAGCUCCCAUUACCUUUUUGGCUGGGGCUUUAAGAUGAAUGGGGUCUCCCAGUCCCUCGACCUCGAUUCUCUCCCGUCCCUCCGCCAACCCAAGAAGAAAGGCACCGCCUUUAUCUUCGUCGUGUCCGCCACCGCCGUCGUCGUCCUGAUUGCCGCCGUCGCCGGUGCUGCCUACCUCUUCUACAGGAUCAAGAACGCCGACGUGAUCGAGCCCUGGGAGCUGGAAGUCGGCCCCCACCGCUUCUCCUACAAGGAAUUGAAGUUCGCCACCAAGGGGUUCCGGGAUCGGGAGCUCAUCGGUUUCGGCGGAUUCGGCAAGGUCUACAAGGGGACCCUCCCAGGAUCCCGAGCCGAGGUCGCGGUGAAGCGAGUCUCCCACGGAUCGAGGCAGGGGAUCCAGGAAUUCAUGGCGGAGAUCGCCAGCAUCGGGCGGCUCCGACACCGGAAUCUGGUCCAGCUCCAGGGGUGGUGCCGUCGGCGGGCUGACCUCCUCUUGGUCUACGACUACAUGCCCAAUGGGAGCUUGGACAAGUUCCUAUUUUGCGAUGGAUCCCAGAAGGCGAAGCCCGUGCUCUCGUGGGCGGAGCGGUUCGGGAUCCUCCACGGCGUGGCCUCCGCCCUGCUCUACCUCCACGAGGACUGGGAGCACGUGGUGAUCCACCGCGACGUGAAGGCCAGCAACGUCCUCCUGGACGCCGACCUACACGGCCGGCUCAGCGACUUUGGGCUCGCCAAGCUCCAUGAGCACGGGGCCAACCCCAGCACCACCCGGGUGGUGGGCACCCUGGGCUACCUCGCCCCCGAGCUCACCCGGACAGGCAAGGCCACCACCAGCUGCGACGUCUUCGCUUUCGGCGCCCUCGCCCUCGAGGUGGUCUGCGGACGCCGACCCAUCGAGCCCAAGGCGCCGCCGGAGGAGCUCAUGCUGGUGGACUGGGUGUGGGAGCAGUGGAGCUCCGGGCUGUGGGCCGACGUGGUGGACCCACGGCUGGAGGGUGUCUACGAGCGCGAGGAGGUGGCGGUGGCAAUCAAGGUGGGGCUGUGGUGCUCCCACCCGGCGGCCGCGAGGCGGCCGUCGAUGAGGCAGGUGGUGCGGUACCUCAACGGUGGCGACGCGGCGGAGGUGCCGGACGUGCCGAGCCCGCAGCUGGCGGACGGUGGCUACGAGGAGGAGGGCGGUCCCGUGGGGUUCGACGACUUCGUGCACUCGUACCCGUUGUCGUCGUUGGAUAAGGUGUCGGCGAGAUCGACGAUCGCCCUUGGCGAGGAGGCGGCCGGGGGACUGUGUCAUGAAGGGCCAUCCAUACUCUUGGAUGGUUCCGGUGCACGUGGGCUCUUGGAGCCGUGAUUGGUGAACUUUUUGGUCUAAUUAUUAUUUGGACCAGGAAAAAUGGACCACGCCAAAUCGCACGGUGGAUAACACGUGUAUGUCACCAAUUCCCGAUUGCGCUGAUCCAUCGUGCAUAUGCUUCGCCCUGGUCCUAUUGGAGUUGGUCCAUGCAAUGAGAAAAAUUGGAGUUGGUCCAUGCAAUAAUUUCUCAAUUUUUUUUGGAGGGAGUUAUUAAUUAGGGAAUUUUCAUGAUGUAAGCAACCAUCUUGAAUGCAUUUUAUAUUGGACGUACCAAAAGUAAAAAAAAAAAACAUUUAAAUGGAAGCAGUUAUAUGUUUUAUUUUCUAAAUAAUAUUAAUAUUUAAAAUAAAUUAUACUUCUAGCUCUUAAACUAACACAAUCUAAUAUUUAUUUUUUAUAUUUUUUUGAAUCAUUUCAACGUGCUCCUCAGAUAUGCUUUAGAUUAUUUUUUCUUACUGAAAGUUCGAUAUGACAACCUUAAGUGUGUACAUGGUGUAAACUAUGCUUACGUGGCUAAAACUAUCAACAUCAUAUGGCUUUAAAUAUUUAAAAAUUCAAAUGAUGUGGUCAAAAUUGGCUAUUGCAUGGCUAAAA
Messenger RNA from Elaeis guineensis (African oil palm), 2785 nucleotides. RefSeq names its product L-type lectin-domain containing receptor kinase S.4. The record is from RefSeq and is a predicted model, not a curated record. Gene Ontology annotation, biological process: protein phosphorylation. Lineage: Eukaryota; Viridiplantae; Streptophyta; Magnoliopsida; Arecales; Arecaceae. Gene Ontology annotation, molecular function: protein kinase activity; ATP binding; carbohydrate binding.